Plasmodium relictum is the source of this 495-nucleotide messenger RNA. RefSeq names its product conserved Plasmodium protein, unknown function. Bases 1 to 495 code for a protein of 164 amino acids. The transcript has 6 exons. NCBI's taxonomy places the organism in Eukaryota, Apicomplexa, Aconoidasida, Haemosporida, Plasmodiidae. The record is from RefSeq and is a predicted model, not a curated record.
AUGUCGACUAAAAAUUAUUCAAGAAAAGCGAUUUCAAAGCUUCUAAAUUGUAUAUCAGAGGAGAUUGAUAAGCAACAACCAAAAAAUGUUAUUCAUUUUAUGGUAGAUUUUUUAUGUAAAAAUUAUGCUUCACACUUAAAAGGUUUUGCUCAUGUAUGGAAUGUAGAAUUAGAAAAAGAAAAAAAAUUAGUUAUAGAAUUUUUUAAGAGUCAAAAAUUAACAACCGAAAUAGCUAAGCAUUUUAUCAAUGUUGGUUUUGAUAGUAUGGAAUCAUUAUUAUAUUUAAAUGUACAUAUAUUAGAUGAUAUAGAACAAUUUAAUCAAGUACACUGGCUACCUGGACAUAAAAUAAGAUUACAACAAAUGUUUUCUAAUAUUGAUGAAAAUGUUAAAAUGUUCUAUAAGGAAUACGAAAAGGAUGAUUUACAAAAUAGUAUAACCUAUAGUUGUAUGCAUCAACCCAUUAAUUAUUAUAAAGUUCCAACUUUUCAGUAA